Messenger RNA from Pterocles gutturalis (yellow-throated sandgrouse), 366 nucleotides. Its product is annotated as cyclic AMP-responsive element-binding protein 5-like. Lineage: Eukaryota; Metazoa; Chordata; Aves; Pterocliformes; Pteroclidae. The record is from RefSeq and is a predicted model, not a curated record. Gene Ontology annotation, biological process: regulation of transcription by RNA polymerase II. Gene Ontology annotation, molecular function: cAMP response element binding; DNA-binding transcription factor activity, RNA polymerase II-specific. The annotation marks the transcript as partial. The transcript is spliced from 4 exons.
GAGGAAUCAAAGAUGAACUUGGAGCAGGAGAGGCCUUUUGUCUGCAGUGCCCCAGGCUGCUCACAGCGUUUUCCAACAGAGGAUCAUCUGAUGAUUCACAGGCACAAACAUGAAAUGACUUUGAAGUUUCCUUCAAUAAAAACAGAUAAUAUGUUAUCAGAUCAGACUCCUACACCAACACGCUUUCUGAAGAACUGUGAGGAAGUGGGCCUCUUCAAUGACAUAGAUUGCUCUCUAGAGCACGAGUUUAGGAAGGUGCAAGAAGAAGAGAACAGCAAAAGGACUAAGACUUGCUGCAUGGAAAUCUUACAGUUCAGAAGUCUUCCAAAAAUAUUUUUGGUCGUGUUAGUUUCUCUGGACUCUGAA